AUGCUUCACGAUAAACUCCAGACUAAGCUGGAUACAGUUCGGGCAAACAUUCCUCCGGCUAUCGAUAACCCGAAAUCAAAUCAACUUUCCAACAAGCUCCGCAGCUCUCCAACACCCACUGACUUCCCAUACAUACACUCCCUCACACUCUCACAUACCAUGCCGGGCUCCCUAGCAGACUACCUCGCCAAAAACUACCUCAAUGCCGACCCAGCCCCAGACCGCCCAAAAAAGAAACGCAAGAAGACCAAACCCACCGACGCCAGCUCCGGCCUAAUAAUCGCCGACGACGACGCCCCAGUCUUCGGCAACGCCCGCCCCCUCGAAGAUGACGAAUACAAACCCUCAAUCGAAACAUCCAUGACAAGCGCCGAAUUCCGCCGCACCAAGCAAUCAGAAGCCGCAGAUGCAAUCCUCGCCUCAGCAGCCGCCGAGCGCGCAGCCCGCCAAGCAGAUGAAGACGACGACGCCCCCAUCAUCGAAGCAGGCGACGAUGAUCAUCACGAAGGACCACGCAUGGAAUCCGGCGUGCGCGCAGGCCUCCAAACAGCCGCGGACACAGCCGCAAUGGUAAAAGCACAAGAACGGCGCAAAAAGGCCGAAGAAGCACUAUACCGCGACCCAUCCGCCGUGGACGCACAAUCCCAAGAAACAAUCUACCGCGACGCCUCCGGCCGCAUAAUCAACGUCGCAAUGAAACGCGCCGAAGCACGCCGCGCCGAAGCCGAAAAGAAAGCGCAAGAAGAAGCCGCGCGACAUGCGCUCAUGGGCGACGUCCAGCGGCAACAGCGCGAAACUCGCAAGCAGGAUUUGGCGGAUAUCCGGGCGAUGCCUGUUGCGCGGGGCAUUGAGGAUGAGGUGAUGAAUGAGGAGUUGAAGGAUGUGGAGCGGUGGAAUGAUCCUGCGGCAAGGUUUUUGACGAAGACGAAGGGCGUUGGGGCGAGUGUCACCGGGAAGCCGUUGUAUAGUGGUGCUUUUCAGCCGAAUCGGUAUGGGAUUCGGCCGGGGCAUCGGUGGGAUGGGGUGGAUCGGUCGAUUGGGUUUGAGAAGGAGUGGUUUGCGGCGAGGAAUCGGAAGAGUCGGUUUGAGGCGUUGGAUUAUCAGUGGCAGAUGGAUGAGUAG
This is a messenger RNA of Penicillium daleae, 1122 nucleotides long. RefSeq names its product putative cell cycle control protein (Cwf26) (gene cwc26). Gene Ontology annotation, biological process: mRNA splicing, via spliceosome. Lineage: Eukaryota; Fungi; Ascomycota; Eurotiomycetes; Eurotiales; Aspergillaceae. Gene Ontology annotation, molecular function: RNA binding. The transcript has 2 exons. Bases 1 to 1122 code for a protein of 373 amino acids. Gene Ontology annotation, cellular component: U2-type spliceosomal complex; RES complex. The record is from RefSeq and is a predicted model, not a curated record.